Molecule: messenger RNA, 312 nt
Organism: Durusdinium trenchii
Lineage: Eukaryota; Dinophyceae; Suessiales; Symbiodiniaceae
Source: the annotation of a GenBank genome assembly
AUGCGUGCAACGCCGAGCCUUCGCCCGAGGUCCAGCGAGAAUCCCCUGGUGGAUCACGUGGUGAUCCGGCCCAACUUGUUGGUGGACAAGCCGGUGAGCGAGUAUCAGACCUUCGACGAGCUGCAGACCGGCGUCUUCUCGCCGCAGGACUGCUCCAGGGCCAACGUGGCCCAGUUCAUGUGCGAUCUCAUCUUGACACCUGGCGGAUCCCGCUGCGUAGUUCAGCUGCGAGCUGAGCAGAUGAGGAAGCCCGACCUGUGGGCGCAAUGGAAAGGGAAGAUGCCGGUGAUUAUCGACAAGGUGGCGGCCUAG